Ostrinia nubilalis (European corn borer) is the source of this 9447-nucleotide messenger RNA. RefSeq lists its product as uncharacterized. Bases 407 to 2830 code for a protein of 807 amino acids. The record is from RefSeq and is a predicted model, not a curated record. Lineage: Eukaryota; Metazoa; Arthropoda; Insecta; Lepidoptera; Crambidae. Gene Ontology annotation, molecular function: chromatin binding. The transcript is spliced from 11 exons. Gene Ontology annotation, cellular component: MSL complex.
GCCUUGACGCUAGUUGAUGAAUUUUCAUACAGUUCUAUUCCGUUUACAAAUCCCGGUUUAUUAGAUAGAAAAUUAAUAAUAAUUUAUUCACACAAAUGAAUCGCCAUUUAUUUACAUGUGCAAAAUCUAUAAGUGUUCGUACUUAUUGCAUAGAUAAUAUGCGUCUUUUAUCAUUUUGCAUGUGCGUGAAAGAAAUGUCAGAAUAGAAGAAACGUAGGUUUGUCGCUGUUUUGACAAUGUAAUGCCCAAUUUUUAAAUACGUUAAUUUUUACAAGAGUGCUUAGUUGUGUAUAGUGAAACAGAUGAUCAAUAAAAUUGUAAUGAUACGAACAAGUGUAGUGUCGGUUAGAUAGUUUUUGACAGCCGGCAGGCUCGUCGUAAGCGACCAAAGAUUGGCUCCAUAAAAAUGAACAGUCGCAGUAGUGUAAAUGAAACAAAUUUGGUGAAUUUCUCGACCGAUCUGUCGACACUGAACCAAUUAGACACGAAGGACGGCUUGCUGAGUUUCCCAUUCGACCACAUUUAUGCAUGUCACUCUGAAACCUCGGACCGCAGGCAGGCGCUUCAACUCGAUAAAGAAGUCGAGAUCUCUACGCAUUGUGUAGUAUCCGAGGAGAAGGACUUAGUUGUGAACUCGGAAGUCAGCAGACUCUCUGGUCAGUUGGCUGCAUCUGAGAGCCAAAACAAGAGGUUGAAGGAUCUACUCAUUUACCACCUAGACUUGAUCCAGCAACAAAACGAACUCAUUACAAAAAGGGAAAAAUUAUAUCAAGCUUUAAAACAGGAAAAUGAUACUCUCAAAACUAAGCUGAACAGAAGAGUAAGUACAGUGAGUCAGAGGCACAGCAACCCGCCGCCGCUCGUUCAUGUCCCGCCAGGAGGCCUGCCGCCCCCCACGCCUGUGGUGCCCCCGGUCACCUCAACUGUGGUGAAAGCUGAACCCGGACCACCAGCACAGAUAAUGCUGAACAGCUUCACUGAGCUUCUACUGCCUGAUACCAGAACAAAUUCAUUUCUGUACGAUAGUGAUUUGAAUAAAAACAAACCUUUUGGCCAAGAUUCUUUUGAGAUCAGCAGGGGCACAGAAGACGUGUCAACUUUCUUGCAAGGAAACCUGGGUGUUUCCUCAAUUUUGGAUAAUAAUUUAAACCGUGACAAUUUUACAAUGAUUGAAAAUAAGCGUACACCGUUUGUCACCAACAAGAAAGAAAUAAUGACUGAACCCCGUUCUGAAGCUUUGUAUACUGUGACUUCAAAUAGUGGUAAUCCUGUCAUCCAAAGAAUACAGAGAAAUAAACGAAGGACAUCCUCUGCAUUGGGAAGCUUAAGUAGAAUGUCAAAGACUCCUGUUGCUAAGCCUGAGGUUUCUGAAAGCAGCAAAAUGUUUGAUGAUGAUAAAUUCAGUCCUUUUAGUAUCAAUAAAAAAUCUAAAAUGAUCAAUACCUAUGGUAAGUCAAAAAAUGCCAUAAAUAAAAGGACUUCACAAUUCACCGGAUCGCUUUCGGACAGGCUGCAGUUGAUUGACACGACGCCUACUGGGGAAGAUCCUUACCAGCUCGGGGAGGCUGACUUGAGGGAGCAAUCGCCGAUUCCAAAACUUAUGUUUCAAAAGUCCAAUCAUAGUAGAAUGAAAAUGUCUGCAGAUGGCACGAUGGAAGCUGCACCAACCCGCCGCAUUUACGACCCUGCCGAGACCACUGUCAAGCCCACGCCCAAGACCAAACUGGAUAGGUUUCACAUGCCCAGCACCUACGUACAACCCCCUGAAAGAAAAAAGGAAGUCAAAACACUUAUCAUUCAAGAACCCGAUCUAGAUAUAGUGAAAACAGAAACAGAAAUUGACUGGCGAAUUUACAACCCAAAUAAACCGGGAAAUGAGACAAGUUUGUGUGAUUUCUCCUAUGGUGAAAAUCCAAAUAAUCUAGCAUCCAAUAUUCUGCCAUCUUUGGAUUCAGUUGAGUUUCAAGAACUCUUCACGCCGUCGUCUCCGUUACGUUUGGAGAACCUAAACUCUGUGGAAUACAACACCACUGUUGAUCAAAGUGUUUUGGAUAAAUCAACGAAACGAACAGUCAGGACUCACAGUCUUAUGGGCUCUAAUCUUUUAGGUGGUGAACCCGGCCAAGUUAGCAUGCCAGGCAUGCUUGAUAGCAAACGCGGCAGAAAACGGGCUCUCUCUACUACAGGUCUAGGGAAAAAUGCAAAAAACCAAAAUAUCCCGAAAGUGCCUGGGGCUCCACCUAAACCCAAACCAGUCAAAGGGAAAGCGGCUUGCCGUGGGAAAAAAUCUCCCACGCCCGGAAUGGUGACAAAGAAGCCCUACCACACAUUGGUGGGUGAUCCGGAUCUGUCGUGGUACCUCGGCCUGGACCCCGAUGUGAAGCUGGAGGAUGUGGACCAAACCAGAGACAGCAAAGUUUCCACUGUUGAGGUACCGAGGUGGCGAGAGAAGCCGUAUACCAGUACGUAUACGCUCGAAGGAACGGAGAAUUUGGAUGAUAGGGUUUUUGAAAAGCGACAUCAAAAAUUAGAGGCCGAAGAGCGACGGCAACUUAGAUGGCACAUGCGGCGGAUCCGCGAGCAGCGGCACGUCGAGCGGCUACGGCAGCGGCAGCGCGACCCCUGGGGCGGCGGGGCGCGCGCUCCCGCCGUCUACACCGUGUGGCCGCAGCCCCAGCGCGACGUGCGCUUCAUCGAGAUCACCGACACGCUGCCCGUGAUGGCCUUCGGAGAGAUCCUGCCAGCGUUGCCGAACGCAGACUUCAUGCUGCCGUGGGUGAGGACUUCGAAAGCUUUGAAGAGAUCCAAACGAUCUAAAACUUUACAUUAGGUUAUUUACUAAUAUUGGUGAUAUUGCGUAUGUAAUGCAAUGUAGGGUUUUAGAUGUUUUACAUAUACUUACAAAUAAGUAAUCCCCAUGCAGUUAAUGUUUGGUACCUAUGUAAACAUUGGUUAUUGUCCUUUUAUUAUGUAGGAGUUUAAAUGUAUUUCAUGAAUGAAAUAGACUUCUUAUUAAGUGAUAAGGAAUGUGUCACAAUGGUUUAGUAGAGCUCACAGGGACUCAUUGAUUGCAAGUCGUCUUCGCGUUUGCGGUACAGUGCAGGCGUAUUGUGCGAUGGAAAUAUAGUUUAACUAACGUCUGUUGUUUAUAGUCGUCAUUCACUGUUUACCGAUGAUCAUUUCUGUCUUAAUUGAAAAAUAGCACCUCUAGUGCUAUAUCUUGCAAGUGACACUGUGUGCUCUCUGAAUCGGUUCGUUUGUGAUGGUUAAUGUAAAUACGCUUUGAAUUGUAACAACUGUGAAGAAUGGACUGAAUUGUAAAUAUUACUGUAUGUUAUUGUUUUUUUAUAUAUUUUUGUUGGAACUAUGUACGAAUUGAAUGUUGUCUCUUCUACUUUUUGUGUUUGUGUGAAUAGGUGAGUGAUGGAUGUCUGAAGCGAGUUAGGUGUAAUGUUUAUUAUAAUUAUUGUAUCAUUUGCUAUCCGUGCGGAAGUAAUAUUAGCGAUGUGUAUGUUAUUUUGUACACGUAAUUAUGUAGUAAAAAAACACGAAAACCAAACAUUAAAUAAGAAGGAUCAUGUAAAGUUUGAUUAAUAUUGUAUUAUACUAAGUAUCUUAGGUCAUAAUUAUAUCCUAGUUGUUACCACGCGUGAUAUAGUGACGAUUACGUGAUACACAGUGGUGUAUGCUUAUAAAUAGCGUGUUAAUUAAGUAUGCUUAAAAGUAGUGCGCUCCUGCAAGCGUGCAUGUUGCUUGAAACAUAUUUAUUGGUUGUUCUGACCUCCCACCCGUGAGUCCGGAAGCAUGCUUGAAAUCAUUUGGAUGUUGAGCUUUGAGCAUACUCACUUACAAGAAUAUAUUUGACACAAGCUUGUAAGUAGAUAUUACUUAACACAAAUAAAAUCAUGUUAAAAGCAUGUUACGUGUGCAGCACACGGUAUGCUUGAGAUUGGUUCAGAGCAUAUGGUAAAUAAACUACGCCGUAAACCUCAAUAUAAAGAAAUAAUCCAGUGUUAUUGGAAUGGAGUGAUAAUUGAUAUGGAGAAAAGUCGAAAAGUUUCCGUAGUACACUCGUAGUAAUACAAUAGUGGUGUAUUUUUAAAGCCAUAGUAUGACGCAAACGCUUAGUAUACACAUAGUUCUGAGUCGUGAAUCGCAAGGGAAUAUUUCAAUAGACAGUUUAAACUUUAAUCAGACCAUAAUUUCAGAAUUGCAACCAGUAGACUGAUUUUAGAGAUAGCGAGGUGAUUCUUCCUUUUACCCGUUAUUAUUAUAAGUAGAUUCAAAAUACUGUGAACACAAAGAAAAUAUUAGGGCAUAGAUGUAGACGGUGUUAAAUUUUAGUGCGUAUUAAUUCAUUCCGGAUUAAAUCGUGAAACGAGUACCUAAUGACGUUUCAAGCCUCUACACAUCUGUUACUAAACCGAACCUAUAUCAAUAUUCUUGUCAAUUAUAAAUAAGGUCAUUCUUUUACACGAAAAGUCCAGAUUUUAUGGGCCCAACAUCGGAAAAAUAGAAAGUGUAGUAAUUAUGAUAUUUCAAUAUUGGUCCUAUAGAAUUAGUUACGUUUGAGCUUUACACAAGAUUUUUUACAAUAUAAGAAAUUUAUUUGUACAAUGCCGCAUUUUAACUAUAUUCAUAAUAAUAGUCUAAAAUAGCAACAAAUUCACUAAACCUGUUGAACAUAAUAUGCUUUCUGUACAUUGAAUAACGUCAAUAUUCAUCAUGCAUAUACAUUUACGCGGUUACGCGCGUCGAAAUACAUUUAGAAACAAAUAUGUAUUCGUUGUGACGUAACAUUUACGAUAGUGACUGUAAUUUUAAAAAACAAAAAAGUAAAAAUAAUUCCAUGUCAGACAUGGUGUUCAACGGUUUUAUUCCUAUCUAAAAAGCAAUAUAUCCGCAAAGUCUUCGUUUAUCAGUGAUAUAGUAAUAUAAUAGUCCAAGUCUUCUUAAAAAUAUUAUAUACCACGUAAAAAUAUUAUGUAUAUUUAAUAAUUAUACACUAAUCGUCUUGCAAUUUGAAACAUACAUCAUGACUAAACUUGUAGUGUGAACGUCUACUAAACCCUGAAGUAUUCACGUAGCCUAUGAAGGUAUUAGCUUCAAUUACAAAUAAUUUUGUAUGGUAUCAAUAGUAAUAAUAUAAAUACAUAUACCAUAGUUUUAUAAUACUUAUAUUAAUAAUACAGGGCGUCCAACUACAAUGUGCGUGAAUAUUUGCCAUAUUUCUCCACAAUAAAAUGAAAUGGACACAGGCAACUAUUUCGGUGGUUAUUAUUGAAUUAAGCUAAUGAAUCAAAAUGUCUAAGUACAUUUUAGUUGGACAGACUGCAUUAUAAAUUAUAUACUUAGGACCGCAAAACAGUAGGCCUAGAUUUUUCUCAAUUGCUUACGAGCAAUUAUAAUUCAUAUAAUUCAUUAAUAUAAUAGUAACUACAAUAAAAUAUAUACAUAAAAAAUAACACAGUCAUAUACAAAUUUUACUCGUUUUAGUAAUUACAACUAAUUACACCGCGUGCUUGACGAAGUUUGUGCCAUUUUAGUGCGUUUUAUAGAGCACGAGCUUCAUCAAACUCAUAAUUAACUUGCUAUUAAAUUAUACAUUUGGAAAAUCGUAUAUUAGUUACUUGUAUAUUAAUAAUUCGUAAUUAAUGUGUAUUUGCCAUCGCGAGAGCAAAAAACACUUCUAUCGAAUUACAUAUCCACAAGAAACAGAGCAUACUAAGCUAUCCAAAUUUCUCCAGUUCUUUGUCAUGUAAUUGUUUCAAUCAGCUUUGUUUACACUUUAAAAGUCAGCUAUAGUCUGGUCGCUGAGCACGUAGAAGCAUUCGAUUAAAAGUCAAAAUAUUAUAGUGUUUUACAAAAAAAAAGGUAUUUAGUAUAUUUUUCUCAUUGACAGCAACUUGGGAUCAGUCUAGCACGGCGCUGUAGCCUUUAUGUAUGAUAUUUAAUGUCGCGCUUUUACAAGACUAGUUUUAUUGGUAAUGUGUUUUUUGAACUUAUUAUUAUUGUUCGCAACUGUAUAUUUAGUAUUCUACAAAAACCUGUAAUCUCAAUGAUGAUAACAUAUAGAUAAUGCGUCAUAGCAAUCAAAGUCACGGCAUAAAUUUAAAAAAAAUCAAUAAAAUAGUUUCUUUAAUAAUCCAAAUCAUUCACCGAAGCUUUUCUUAUAAAAUUAUACUAUGAAUUUGUAAAUAUGUAUUUAAUUGACAAAACUAUUCUUGCAUUUUAAGUACAUGUCAACACGUAACGUAUAAUAUCUACUUGGUAACAGUGUAUAAACUUUUCACCCAGUAUAUAAAGGGCCGUCUACUAAUCAAUAUCAGUAUAUUAAAAAUAUUAUCUAUUUAUGUAUUAGUAUAAAACUAAAACGAAUGCGUUCUUAUUUUUCCGCGUUAUUCCGUUGAGUUCUCCUAUUAAAAAUCAUAGGUUUGACAAGGGCUGCCAUGAACAAAUCUAAAUGUACAUACUUACGAAAUUGUGUAAUGUUUUAACACUUCUCAAAACAUUUGUUGAAUUCCUUCAUUCACGGUUACUUUCUGAUAUUUAAACUUAUUCACGGUGAAAUAGAUCCAAGAAUUUAUAUCUUCUCACUCAUUUGUUACUUAGUGUUAGCGCCAGAAUAUUAUACCACACUAGAAUGUGUGUUUGGAGAAAAUAUUUAUGAUCUACUGGUGUAUUAUUUUUGUCUGUUAUGUAUUGAAUGAACUGUAUAACAUGAAUUUCAUUGUGAAAUGAUUAUUUUUAUAGACACGUAGUUCUUAAUGUUGUAUAUAAACAUUACAGUAGCUUUAUUAAGUGACCUUUGGUAUAAUAUUUUCAUUUGUGUAGUAAUAACGCAGAUGUUAUUGAAUAUUACUUUUUGAUCCUGUUUUGAUUAUCAGAAAAUGUAAUAUUAUGUAUAAGAGUAUUUAAUUUAUGAGAAACUAUCGGCCGCCCGCGACUUCGUACGCGUGGAUCCCGUUUUACCCCCUUAGGGGUGGAGUUUCCUAAAAUCCUUUCUUAGCGGAUGCCUACGUCAUAACAUCUACCUGCAUGCCAAAUUUCAGCCCGCUUCGUUUGGGCUGUGCGUUGAUAGAUCACUGUCGGUCACCUUUGAGUUAUAUUAUACAGGGUUACAGGUUAAGUCGACCUAUUCCCUUUAAGGGCUUGUAGUUUUCAUCGUUUCUGAUUGAUUUGAUUAUGAAAACGCUAUCCUAAAUCUUACCGUUUUCAAGUAAUUUGAACUUAAUUGUUUUUUAUGAAAAUUUCCGGAUUUUUGGCUAUCAGCUUAGAUAUUUUUAAAUUUGUGUCUUAAUAUUACUAUUAUUUGAUUUUUACGUGUAAAACAAGAUGCUUUAUGACCUCAAUAACCAAUAUUGUACGUAAAAUGAAUAAGUCGUUGUAGACGAUUAAAACUUAUUAAAACUAAUGAAAAUUUUGAAAGUUUAUUGUUCUUUAAAGGAUAUUUUAAAAAAUAAUAUGGCGCCUGUUUUGCAGUUGUGCUUUCAUCAGCUAUCUAAUCUAAUUUAGGGUUUAUCUACAGGGAGACAAAAAAAGCUAAAUAAAACAAUAGGUGAGUAUAAGUUACUAAAUUUAAUCAGUAAGAUUUAGGAUAGGGUGUUUCAUAAUCAAAUCAGUCAGAAACGAUGUAAACUACACGCCCUUAACGGGAAUAGGUCGACUUAACCUGUAACCCUGUAUAUUUAGAUAUUUUGAUUUGGUUACAUUUCAAGGCCACAAGUAAAUUAUGUAAGAUUAUUGUAAAAAAGCAACCUUUGCGAAAUCCAGAUUAUGUAAUUAUUGUAUUUAUUCGAUUUCUCUGUUAGAUUGGCAUUACAUGUGAUCACGUUUUUUUUUAAUUUGUAUGCACCUUAUGUAAUAUUUUGUCGAAAUAAUGAAUUGUGUUAACUUAUAGUAAAAUAAAAUGAAGCUACUUUUUAGUUGCAGUAUAGCAUUAAAUUGAAGCGUCGUUUGUGUUGUGUGCGCGACAUUCCAAGGCGCGUGUAUAGCCUCUUUUAAAUAACCGACGUAGUUAGUAUUUUUGAUCAAAUCUUUUUUUUUACCGGGGGGAUACCUUUUUUUUUGCUAACGAAAAGGAAUGCACAUAAAACCAUAAAAAUACAAUAAAUAGAGCCAAGUGGCCUCGAAAGUUAUGUUUGCCAAGUACAUUGCCUUUACACUCGAAGAAAUUGCAAUAGGUAUUGCAAUAAAUUUGUGUUUAAGCUAUUUAUUAGUGUUUUAUAAAAAAAAAUCACGAAAAUUACCAUACAGAUGUAAGAUUUUUUACGAUGUCUUACAUUUCUAGAUCAAUCGACAAAAAUCAAAAACGUAUUUUGUCAAAUGUUAACUUCUUGCUGCAUUUUUUUCAAAACCUGUAAAUGUAGAUCAAUAUUAAAUCUGAAAGUUCUGGGAAUUCUGUUGCAAUUUUUUUUCAGUAGCUCCAAUUAUGAUACUUGCCCUAUUGUUCUAAUACAAAAACAGUUUUGUAUAUUACUGUAGACACUUAACAUUUAUCUCGAAUACAUAUUUAUUUUUAAUUCGUGUCCCUUUUCAAAAUUAUGUAUUAUCGGCUUAAAAUAAUGGUUUACCUAAUAUGAUAUUUUACAAAUGACCAACAAUAUAACUUGUGGCUAGAUAGACACGUUUUUGUUUAGUAUUUUUGAAUAUCUUACUGUUCUACAAACAAAAAAGAUAAUUUCAUGUUUGCCAAAUAAUAUUUUGCAAACGCUUGUUUUUUAAGUCGCUUUCUAUUGUCGGAAAAAUAAUUUAGGUUUAAUUUCACUGCACACUUUUAAUAAAGUAUUAAGAUCUCAUUUAUUAAUAAUAUCGGAAUAUAUUAAACAUUAGCAGUGAUCUUUAAUAAUAACUAACAUUGUGCCACGUCGUUGAGGUCUAUAAAUUGUGUCUAGAUUCGAACUAACAUUUGGAAGAUCUUUCUAUACGGAAAUGCAUAUCACUUAGGCAAAAGCUAUUGCAGAAAUGCACAUCGUUCUAUCUUAUCAUUUAUGUUAAUAACAUUGGUUUUAGAUUGUUGUUAUAACAUGUUUUUGUUUGGAAUUAAUUGUUGUAAAGUAAUAUUUAGGUUUUAUGAUAUAAUGUGGCAUUUAUUAAAUAAUCUCAAAAAGUGGUAUGUUUCAGUGUACAAUUUAGUACGUAGUGUGUAUGACACUAUUGAAUUAGGUAGCUUAAAUAUUUAUCUUCCCCGUAUUUAUAAGAAGUUUAUUUCGAUUUAAUUACGAAUUAAUGUGAUACUUCAGACUAAGUUGUAUAAGUACAUGGAAAUAAAGGACCUUCAACUUUAGAAACUUAUCUUCGCUUUUUUUUAAGUACAAUACUUGAUAAAUCCAUACUACUGAUGGUAAAUAUCGUAGUAAUAUUUCAUUAUUAGGACCCUAUUUGUUGGAUGUAAUGUGUUUUGUGAGUCUUUUAAUUAAAGCCAUUAAUAAAUUGUAUAAUGAAUUA